AUGCCGGCCCUCGACAUCGAAAACCCAGGCGUCUCAGCCGUAGGCGCAUUCGGGCGUCUUCUCACAGAGCUUCUCGACGAAGCAUCGGCCGCAAAGCAAACAACAACAAUCGAGCCUGCUCUCGCCAAGUCCGACUUUGUCAACAUACACGACCGAGUUUCGUCCUCGCUCACUCGCCCCAAGAGCGCGGGCACAGAGAACAAUGCACCUCCAGACACGCUCAGAUCACGGCAGUUUGCCCUUGUAGAAACAGCGGCUCGCGAUUUCUUCAGCAAGUUAAUCGCGACAACGUCAAUUGAUAGCCCGGAGUUUGUAAAGAUGUGGAACCUGCUGGAUAUUCUGUCAAUACUCUCCGACGAUGGCCAAUGCGACCCGGCGCUGUUAUUCUGGCUUGUGGAAGAGCUCCUUGACAGCCAGACCAUCUCUGGAUGUCGCAAAAUAUUCGACUUUCUCGAAUCAAGACGAGAGCGCAUCACGGCCAAGCAUUUCAAGCAGAAGAACCUUGUUAUUCUCCGAAGCUGCAAUGAGCUGCUGCGGAGACUGUCGCGUGCUGAAGACACAGCUUUCUGUGGAAGAGUGUUCAUCUUCAUGUUCCAGAGCUUCCCUCUGGGAGACAGAAGCUCUGUCAACCUUCGAGGAGAAUACCAUGUUGAGAACGUGACAACGUUUGAAACAACAGAAGAGGACGACAGCAAAAUGGAAGUUGAUACCCAUGCUGAUACUCCAAAGGAGCAGGGCGAUGCCAAGACCCCUGCAAAGAAUGUUGCUCAGGAUUCAAGCAAAGCUCUCGAUCCCGACACGCUCUACCCCAUGUUUUGGUCUUUGCAAGAGAGCUUCAGCCAGCCCUUGAGAUUAUUCGAUGUCGGCCACUUUGCAAAGUUCAAGACCAGCUUGGAAUCCACAAUCACUGCCUUUCAAGCCAUCCAUGAAGACAGCAUAUAUUCCUCAAAGUCGAUGGAGAAUCUUAAGCGGACGCUGAAGCGAAAGAGGGACGACGACGGAACUGAGAUGCUUCCAGAGGCGUUCAAUCCCAAGUAUCUUACCAGCAAGGACUUGUUCCAGCUUGAGGCAAGUAUUACAAUCAGCGACCUCUCCUUUCGACGACACGUUCUUGUGCAGGCUCUCAUCAUCACAGACUUUCUCUUGUCCCUAUCAAAGGAGGAAAGAGAAAAGCGAACCAACAUCAACGUGUCUAACAAGUCGGUCAUUUAUCCAGACCAACUCAACGAGGAGAAUACAAAAUGGGCUACGGACAUGAAGAAGGUAAUAUCGGAUUAUCUCAAGCAGGGAAGCGACGGGCCAUACUUUUUUCGCAUGGUAGAAACAGUGCUGGCUAGGGACAAGAACUGGGUCUUUUGGAAGAUGGCCAGUUGCCCGCCCAUCCAACGCGACCCGGUAUCGGCUGCAAGCUUUGUCGAGUCCAAAGAAGCUGCGCAGAAGAUGGCCACGAAUAAGCGCCUGCGACCAAACCCGCUGAAUGCCGUGUCUCUUGAAUUUCUGGCAAACGAAGACGAAGGCUCCGCGAUGGAGAAGCUCAAGUCUUCGGAGCGCUACCAGCUGCCCGAACUCGACGAGUUCAAGAACAAAAUCGCGGAUGACGACUUUGAGAUUGACAUGCCGACAAACAACGAGACCAAGGCCGCGGCCGUUGCGGGCAAGGCGAGCAAGAGCUGGAGAGCCCUUCGGAUAGCUUCACGGUUCAAGCUGGCGGCUUUUGAUAAAAUCGACGACCCCAAGAAGAUUAACAUCAUUUUUGAAGAUGACGUUGAAGGGGACGAGGAUGAGGAAGAUGCUGAGCCGACGGCGAGCGAGGAAGACAUGCCCAGCAAUCGCGACCCGAUCAUCCUAUCAGUAUCUUCCGGUAUUGAAGCAUCGGCUCUGAGAGAGAAGCUCAUGAGUGAGCACAAGGGCGUCUUUGCUCAUGUUGUCCGACACGCCGUGCGGGAGCCCGCUGAUGGCGAAAUCAACGGCAAAGCGUUCCAUUUCGUCAAGGCUCAAGAGUUCAACCAGUUGCGAGACGGCGAUCGACUCAUCGAGUACGGCACUCGCGACGGCGUAGACUAUGGCACCAGCACAAAGGCCGUAGAUGCUGUCGUCGACACGGGCAAAGUUCCCAUCAUUGAGCUUGAUCUCGAGGCCGCGCAAUUCGCCAAGGACAUGGACUUUUCAGCCCGCUACAUCUUCAUCAAGUCUUCCGCCGAGGAAAUCGACGAGUCAAAGACCAACGAUCUG
Trichoderma virens Gv29-8 is the source of this 2232-nucleotide messenger RNA. RefSeq lists its product as uncharacterized. The record is from RefSeq and is a predicted model, not a curated record. The annotation marks the transcript as partial. Gene Ontology annotation, cellular component: THO complex part of transcription export complex. The transcript has 5 exons. Gene Ontology annotation, biological process: mRNA export from nucleus; regulation of DNA-templated transcription elongation. Lineage: Eukaryota; Fungi; Ascomycota; Sordariomycetes; Hypocreales; Hypocreaceae.